AUGCGGGUGAAGGGGAAUGACUGCAGCAUUCCGGAACUGAUUUCGUUUUUGAAAACGGCUUUUCGAUCGACGGAUUUUGAGGAGUUGGAGCAGAAGUUGAUGUUGCGAGAACAGAAGUUGAAGCUUGAUAAGGAAGCUUUGGAAGACAAGUUGAAAGAUGCAAUGAAACGUGAGGUUGAACUAGUAGCAGAGUUGAAGGCUCAUCGAACUAGGUGUAGGGAGUUGGAAACGAUCAGAAAUGCUGACAAAAGCAAGUGGGCUUUGUCAAUGGAGCUUGAGACUGUGAAGAAAGAGUGUAUAUCUCUUAAAUAUAAGCUAAGCGGGUUAGAAUUUGAUAAACAUGGCAUUGAAGAGGAGCUUAAUAAAUACAAGAUAUUGUGCGAUAAGCUCAAAGAAAAGUUCAUUUGUCUCCAAGAAGAUUACAUAGUUGUAUGCGAAAGAGAGAAGAGGGCACAAGGAAGGAUCUCUACUUUGUCGGAAGAGCUUAAGAAGAUGAAGGAUGAAACAAGAGAGAAGUAUGUUCAGCUGAAGGUUCAGAAUAGGGACUUGGUAUGUGGAAAGAAGAGAGCCGAGGAUGAGCUUGAGACUUGGAAGAAGAUGUUUUUGGGGCUAGAGUCUCGGGUCAUUAUGUUGGAAAAAGAUACUUUGGUCUUGACUAACAAUGACCCACGGUUUAUCCUGAGGCUAGAAGCAGAGUCCAGAGGAUCAGUGGGUACCAUUUCUAAUGAAGACAAAGAGAAGAAGGAAGCAAGUUUUGUAACAAAAAUUCAAGAAGAAGCAAAUGGUGAAGGUGAUGGUGAUGGUGAUGGUGCCUCUUACAAAACGUUGAAUUGUGAUGCAGGAACUAACAUACCUGAGAAUGUGGGGUCUUCUUGCUGUUCACGGGACGAAGAAAGCAGAAAUGUGCAGGUUACAGGUCCACCUUGUAUUCGCAUACCACACGAGCUUUUGGUCAAUGUUAAGGAAGAGAAAGACAAUGUUUCUUUAGAAACUAAUUUGCAAGAUGGAAGGCGAGUUAGAAGGCAAUUGGAGUCUGGACAAGAAGGGAGCACCAACAAAAAAAUGGCUGGAUCCAAACCAGGUAUUGGAAGAUCUAUGGAUGUUAUUGAGAUUGACAGUGAUGAUGAAACUAGUGAAAUGAACAUUGUUGCAGUGGCUACUUCUAACAUUAGGGACAAAGGAAAGACUCCUGUUUCAGUUGACAAUUCCUUUAAAGGAGUUUUGAAGGAUGAAAAAGAAAUGGCUCCUGAGAAUUGCUUGAAGAGAAUAAAUUCCAGCCAAAGAGGGGAGGAGCAUAAGAGCAUCUGCAAUAUUACUAGUGAUAGUGAGGAUGAAAAUGAUGAAGAUAAAAUUCCAAUUCGUAAACUUAAGAUGAAGAGACUUCAAGAUUUAACUCAUGAAUCCAUGGGCGUUCCUCUGAAUCAGUGUUCUAUGGCUCCUAUUCUAUCUUUUGGGGAUUGCAAUGCUGAAGAAUCCUUUACUCCUUCAAGGCGGCAUCUGGUUACACUGGUACAAUGUGAAGAAAGGAAGGGCGGGUUGGGAAGGACCUCUCCAGGUUAUUUGGUGGGGAAUGCGAGUGACACUGAGUAUCAGAUAGAAGGCCCUGCUGCUGAAAAUGUUCAAGAUCAUGAGGGGAAAGACGUUGCUUCAGAUGCUAAAGGUGGUGCAAGUUUGGAUAGGUUCAUUGUUGAUGGAUCUGAUGGUUCAGAUGACGAAGAUUCUUCUACUGACUCAAAAGAAGAUUGUGAGUUGGUAUUAUCGAUGAUUCGAAGGAAUAAAAAAAAUAAAUCGGAAUGGACCUUUGAGGCAGACAUGCUCUCUUCCUUUCAGAAGGAUCCUGUUCUCUGUAUGAAGGCUGUUUGUGCUCUCUAUAAGAAGCAAACUGUUGAGGAGAAGUACAUUAUGGGUUCACUGUAUUUGAACAACUGGGGGUUUAGCAAUAUUGAUGCAUUCAGGGGAACUUAUUUGGCCAAGUUUCUUAUGGAUGGGGCUUCACGAGGGGCGCUCAAGAAGACCGUUGAGGAGCUGGAGAAGCACAUGCCAGGAGGACUUGAUGAAUGCAGAAGGCUGGCUAACCAAUACUACAAGCAAUUGUUCAAGAUUUACCAAAACAAAGAGGACCCUUUCUUUCCAUAAAUUACUGUCCAUCAAUGCUUAGAAGAAAGAGGUCGGGUAUAUCCUUCUUGCCCUGUUUCUCUCAUAUAAAUGAAUAGUAUCCUUAGAUUUCUGCUGUGGUGUGCAGGGGCAAUUCAGAUGGCUCCAUUUUGCUGUCA
This is a messenger RNA of Telopea speciosissima, 2273 nucleotides long. RefSeq lists its product as uncharacterized. Bases 1 to 2136 code for a protein of 711 amino acids. Lineage: Eukaryota; Viridiplantae; Streptophyta; Magnoliopsida; Proteales; Proteaceae. The record is from RefSeq and is a predicted model, not a curated record. The transcript has 5 exons.